AUGCCCCCGCCAGAAGAGCUUCGUAAAAAGGUUGGCCAGCUUUUUGCUGCUGGCUUUCACGGUCUCACUCCAGAUUCUAAAAUCAAGACAUUGAUCCGUAAUUAUGGGCUUGGGGCGAUCGUCCUGUUCAGAAGGAAUAUUCAGGAUGCAGCCCAACUUCAGGCCUUGACAAAUUCUCUUCAGCAAGAAGCAAAAAAUGCUGGCCAUGAAUACCCCUUACUCAUUGGUAUUGAUCAGGAAAAUGGUCUUGUAACUCGAGUCACGCCGCCCAUGGUGCCGCAGCAACCGGGGCUGAUGACCCUGGGAGCCACAGGAUCUCCCCAGUUUGCUUACGAGGUCGGAAAGGCAACGGGGGAGAUGCUUGAUUUCUUCGGCAUAAACAUGAACUAUGCCCCUGUUUGUGAUAUCAAUUCCGAACCCCUCAACCCAGUGAUAGGUGUGCGCAGUGCCGGAGAUGAGCCGAACUUUGUAUCCCGAAUCGCCAGUGCUUCUGCCCAGGGGCUUCGAGAGCGAGGUGUUGUACCUACUGUCAAGCAUUUUCCAGGCCACGGAGAUACUGCUGUUGAUUCCCAUUAUGGACUCCCAGUCAUCACCAAAUCGCGAAGUGAGCUUGAAAAGUGUGAAUUAAUACCAUUCAGGCGUGCUGUGGCCGAAGGUAUCGAGACAGUAAUGACAGCCCAUAUCGCCUUACCAAACAUUGGAUCGCAAGACCUACCAGCGACUUUGUCAUCAGAUGCAUUAAAUAUACUGCGAAAGGACAUGGAGUACGAUGGCGUCAUUAUUACCGACUGUCUUGAGAUGGACGGUAUUCGUGCGACCUUUGGCACUGCAGAGGGCGCCCUGAUGUCUUUGAAAGCUGGAAGCGAUAGCUUCAUGAUAUGCCAUACGUAUGGAGUGCAAGUAUCUGCCAUUAAUAGGAUUUUUCAAGCGGUGGAAUCUGGCGAAAUUCCUUCUUCCCGCAUCGAUGAAUCGCUGCGUCGAAUUACUGCCCUGAAAAAGCGUUACCUCAGUUGGGAGCAUUCUCUAGGCGUGUCAAACACGGAGCGUGACCUGGCCAAACUCAACGACAGGCAUCAAGAGAUCGCCAAAAAUGCAUAUACUCAUUCAGCAACAGUCGUAAGAAGCGAGGCCGGGGUGUUGCCAAUACCUCCAUCUUCUAAUGUUGUCCUCCUUUCCCCCGGAGGGAGGAUUCCCUCAAACGGAGCAGUUGACAAAAGCAGCCCGAGUCAUAUGACAUUUGUUGAUGUUCUAGAGGCUCGCGGUUUGUCCGUGACCGAGAUUCAAUAUUCAGAGUCCAGUCUUUUAGAGCAGCAAUGGAAAGUUGUCGCCGAAGCCAAUGCUGUGAUUCUAACAACCCGAAACGCGAGAGAAGCCGAGGAACAGCGCUCAAUUGCGUUUGAGCUCGCCAAACGACGAAAGGACCUUAUUGUUGUUGCAACCUGCAGUCCCUACGAUUUCUUGGAUGACACGGAAAUCGGAACGUAUCUUGCAAUCUAUGAGCCUACCGUAGAAGCAUUUUCAGCUGCCGUUGAUGUCAUUUGUGGAAAGGCUUCUGCAAAGGGAGGUUUGCCUGUUAAGAGUGAACUCGUGAAAGCGCAGAAAUCGAGCCUUUCUUUUCAUAUAUCGCCGUUUGUAUGCGAAAGAGAUAUAGAAGGAGUAUCAAAAGUAUGGAGUGCCGCACUUCCAGAGUACAACUUGCCAACGCACAAUCUACAAUUGCUGCUAGACCAGCCACAUGGAAACCAUCUCGUUGCGCGAGAGGGAGACACUGUUGUGGGGUUAUGCAUAGCGUAUAAUUCUGUCAACAGAGGAGUACCUUCGGCUGAAAUAGCAGCUCUUGCUGUAGACCCAGACAAGCAAGGCAAGGGUGUGGGCACACAACUUUUAUCUGAAUCCCGUGAAUGUUUUCGUGAAAAGCGUGGUUUGAAUAAUAUCACUUUGAGAAGUUAUUUCCCACGCUUUUGGCCUGGGUUGCCUGCCGAUUUGCCUUCAACCACACAAGAGUUCUUUGUCCACCGUGGAUUUCGGCUGAGUGAGCCAGAUAAUACUGAUGCCGACCUUUAUCAAAAUAUCAAGGAAUUCGUGCCACCUCGCAAGUAUCUUGAACACGCUAUCGCCUCUGGCUUCAGUUUCAAAGCCAUUACGCCGGAAACCUUUGACGAUUGUCUCGUUGGUCAGAAAAAGAACUUCACACAUUAUACGGGCUGGGUAGAAACAUACAUUGCCCUAGAUCCCAAAGAUCAUCCAUCAAGCAUUAUGGCGGCCUUUGAUAAGCACGGAGCUCAGAUUGGAUGGACGUUAAUGCUUUCUCCAGAAGAUCCGUACCUGAGCACAAACUGGGCCUGUCCUCUUAUUAUUGGGCCCGGAACUGGGAUAAUAGGCUGUGUAGGUGUAGACGCCGCGUAUCGCAGCCAAGGAGUUGGUCUUGCUAUGCUGUGCCAUGCUCUCGAAGACAUGAGGAACAGGGGUAUUGAAGCGGCUUUUGUAGAUUCGACGGACAUAGUCGACUGGUAUGCAAAAGUGGGCUUUUCAAAGUGGAAGGAGUAUCGUAAAGCUGAGAUUUGA
Messenger RNA from Talaromyces rugulosus, 2565 nucleotides. RefSeq lists its product as uncharacterized. The coding region runs from base 1 to 2565 and encodes 854 amino acids. Lineage: Eukaryota; Fungi; Ascomycota; Eurotiomycetes; Eurotiales; Trichocomaceae. Gene Ontology annotation, biological process: carbohydrate metabolic process; peptidoglycan turnover. The transcript has 4 exons. Gene Ontology annotation, molecular function: acyltransferase activity, transferring groups other than amino-acyl groups; hydrolase activity, hydrolyzing O-glycosyl compounds. The record is from RefSeq and is a predicted model, not a curated record.